AUGUUUUUACGUCGAGCAUGUUUUUUUAUCAACCGGACGUGCGGGGUUUUCGCGAAUCGUACAGUUUCACAGAGCUGUAUUCAGUUAAGUGAAGAAUUGAAAAAUGCUUUUACUAAUAAGCUUCCUGUGGUAGCUCUAGAAUCGACGAUUAUAACACAUGGAAUGCCUUAUCCUCAAAAUGUUGAGUGCGCGCUGCAAGUGGAGGAGGUUGUACGCAAGCAGGGUGCCGUACCUGCAACAAUAGCAAUAGUAAAUGGAAAGAUAAAAGUUGGACUAUCGGAGAAAGAUAUAAAUAAACUAGGUGAUACAAAAUCAAGUCAACCCAUAAAAACUUCGAGAAGAGAUUUGGCUUAUGUCAUGAGUAAUAAGAAAAACGGUGGUACCACAGUUUCAGGAACUUUGAUCGUUGCCAAUAAAGUAAAUAUUCCCAUAUUUGCUACUGGAGGUAUUGGUGGCGUUCAUAGAGAUGCAGAAAAUACAUUUGAUAUUUCAGCAGAUUUAAUAGAACUUGGCAGAUCCAGUGUAGCUGUUAUUUCUAGUGGAGUUAAAUCAAUUUUAGACAUACCAAAAACAUUGGAAGUUUUGGAAACCCAAGGAGUUUUUGUAGCAACUUUUGGAUCAUCCAAUGAUUUUCCAGCUUUUUAUGCAAGGGACAGUGGUAUAAAAGUUCCUUACUCGGUUCAGAAUGCAGACGAAGCUGCCAGAAUCAUUAGAAGCAACAGGGAUAUAAAUACUAAAUCUGGUAUGCUCUUCGGAGUUCCAAUUCCUGAAGAAUUUGCUUUUGACUCAGAUGUAAUCAAUAAAGUUAUUGAGGAGGCUCUUCAUGAAGCUAAACUUAACAAUAUACAAGGCAAACUUAUAACACCGUUUUUAUUAUCACAUAUUGCCAAAAUCACAGAAGGAAAAUCUCUUCAAAGCAAUAUUGCAUUAAUCAAAAAUAAUGCAAAAGUUGCUGCUGCUAUUGCUGCAGCUUUGGCCAAACUUGAACAAUCUCAAGGAGAAGAUAAAGGUACAUCCAUAAUUGGAGAAAACAUUCAACGACGACCUAUUAUUAUUGGUGGUUCCAAUAUGGAUUGCAGUGCUGUCCUUGACACAGAUAAUAUACAGCUUGAUGGACGACUUUAUCCUUCAAAAUUCGCCUAUUCUCCUGGAGGGGUUGGUAGAAAUAUGUGUGAAGCUAUGGACAAACUUGGCUAUUCGCCCAAUUUUUUAACCAUGAUUGGAAACGACUUUCAUGGAGUUCAAAUAAAAUCUUCGAUUCCAAAUACCAGUAAACAUUGCACUAAAAUAAGUCAAACGAAGAAUACUGCUCAAUGUAUCAUAGUGUUUGACAAUAAAGGGAGCUGUAAAAUGUUAAUGGGGGAUAUGAGCAUACACAAAGAAAUUACACCAGAUGUGAUAUUAGAAAAUGAAGUGUAUUUAAAAGAAGCGCCUCUAAUUAUCAUGGAUGGAAAUUUAACAUUAGAAACAAUGAACGAAAUAUUAAGGAUAGCUGUAGAAAGCAAUAUACCUGUAUUCUUCGAACCGACAGAUUCAGCUAUAGCAGAGCUACCAUUCAAGUCAACAUAUUCAAAGGCAAUAAAAUUCAUAACACCAAAUAUAAACGAACUUUAUGUAAUAGCAAAUUUGUUAAACAUUCCUUAUACGAAAUCUUCUAGAUUAGAAGAUAUAGCUAAUUUAACAGAAAGAGUUGUGAAUUAUGUAGACAAUGUCAUUGUUACAAUGGGUCAUCAAGGAAUACUUAUUGGAAGAAAGGGUUUAGCAACUGAUUCUUUCCAACAAAAGGUAACAAAUGAAAAAUUCGGAGCUAGACAUUACCCUACAAAAGAAAUCACCAAUUUAGUAAACGUUAGUGGAGCUGGUGAUUGCUUUGCAAGUGGUUUUAUAUGUGCAUUAGUGUCUGAUAAAUCCGAAGAAAUAUGUAUAUCUGUAGGAUUUGCAGCUGCUGAAUUAGCGCUCUUUAGUGAAUCCGCCGUUCCAAAAUCGAUGUUCGAUCCUUCCCACGAGUCGUGGAGUGUCCCAACUAAAUAUACUACUAUAAUAUAA
Molecule: messenger RNA, 2046 nt
Organism: Diabrotica balteata
Lineage: Eukaryota; Metazoa; Arthropoda; Insecta; Coleoptera; Chrysomelidae
Source: the annotation of a GenBank genome assembly